Messenger RNA from Aethalodelphis obliquidens (Pacific white-sided dolphin), 6394 nucleotides. RefSeq names its product guanylate cyclase 2C (gene GUCY2C). Bases 159 to 3020 code for a protein of 953 amino acids. The record is from RefSeq and is a predicted model, not a curated record. Gene Ontology annotation, biological process: cGMP biosynthetic process; intracellular signal transduction; receptor guanylyl cyclase signaling pathway. Gene Ontology annotation, molecular function: guanylate cyclase activity; ATP binding; protein kinase activity. Lineage: Eukaryota; Metazoa; Chordata; Mammalia; Artiodactyla; Delphinidae. The transcript is spliced from 28 exons. Gene Ontology annotation, cellular component: plasma membrane.
AGUAAUGUCCAGCUUCUCUACAGGAGGAUACAGAGUUCCUUUUUCAGGAUUGACAUAUCAACCCAACCAACCACUCUUGGCAGCCUACGGCCUGUUUCCUUCUGUGUGUCGGAGGCCUAAAUGUGACCGUGAAUGCCAGCUUUAUCAAUUCGGAAGGUAUGAUUUAUAAGUCCAGUGACUGCCGGAGUAGCACCUGUGAAGGCCUCGACCUACUCAGGACGAUUUCAGGGACCAAACAGAUGGGAUGUGUCCUCAUGGGGCCCACGUGUACCUAUUCCACCUUCCAGAUGUACCUUGACACAGAUUUGAAGUAUCCCAUGAUUUCAGCUGGAAGUUUUGGAUUGUCGUGUGACUACAAAGAAACUUUAACCAGGCUGAUGUCUCCAGCUAGGAAGUUGACGUACUUCUUGGUUGACUUUUGGAAGGUCAAUUAUUUUCCAUUCAAAACUUUUUCCUGGAACAGUACCUAUGUUUUCAAGAAUGGUACCGAGUCUGAGGACUGUUUCUGGUACCUCAAUGCUCUGGAGGCUGGAGUUUCCUAUUUUUCUCAGAACCUUAAAUUCAAGGGGACGCUGAGAAGGGAUGACGAGUUUCAGCGUAUCUUAAUGGGCCAGGACAGGGAAAGCAAUGUGAUUGUUAUGUGUGGUACACCAAACACCGUCAACAUCCUCAAGGGUGACCGAGCAGUGGCUGAAGACACUGUCAUUAUUCUAGUGGAUUUAUUCAAUGACCACUACUUCAUGGACAAUGUUACAGCCCCCGACUAUAUGAAAAAUGUUCUUGUUCUGACACUGCCUCCUGAAAAUCCUGUCUCAAAUAGCUCUUUCUCCAAGAAUUUAUCACUGACAAAUGAUUUCGCUGCUGCCUACUUUAAUGGAGUCUUGCUCUUUGGACACAUGUUGAAGAUAUUUCUUGAAAAUGGAGAAGAAGUUACCACCCCUAAAUUUGCUCAUGCUUUCAGGAACGUCACUUUUGAAGGGCGUGUGGGUCCAGUGACUUUGGAUGACUGUGGGGAUAUUGACAAUACUAUGUUGCUUCUGUACACCUCUGUGGACACCAACAAAUACAAGGUUCUUUUGACCUAUGACACCCGCAUAAACCAGACUAACCCGGUGGAUAAGAGGCCCACAUUCAUCUGGAAGAACCACAAACUUCCUAAAGAUAGACCAGGCAAGGGCCCUCAAAUGCUGCUGGUCGCUGUCUUCACUCUCACGGCGGCAGUGGCCCUGCUCCUGCUCGGCGCCCUCCUGGUGCUCAGAAAAUAUAAGAGAGACUAUGCACUUCGACAGAAAAAGUGGUUCCACAUUCCUCCCGAAAAUAUCUUUCCCCUGGAGUCCAGUGAGACCAACCAUGUUAGCCUAAAGAUCGAUGACGACAAGAGACGUGAUACAAUCCAGAGACUACGACAGUGCAAGUACGACAAAAAGCGAGUGAUUCUAAAGGAUCUCAAGCACAACGAUGGCAAUUUCACCGAGAAACAGAAGAUAGAAUUGAACAAGUUGCUGCAGAUUGACUAUUACAACCUAACCAAGUUCUACGGCACGGUGAAGCUUGAUUCCAUGAUCUUCGGGGUGAUCGAGUACUGCGAGAGAGGAUCCCUCCGGGAAGUUUUAAAUGACACAAUUUCCUAUCCUGAUGGUACAUUCAUGGAUUGGGAGUUUAAGAUCUCUGUCUUGUAUGACAUUGCUAAGGGGAUGUCAUAUCUGCACUCCAGUAAGACAGAAGUCCACGGUCGUCUGAAAUCCACCAACUGCGUGGUAGAUAGUAGAAUGGUGGUGAAGAUAACUGAUUUUGGCUGCAAUUCCAUUUUACCUCCAAGAAAAGACCUGUGGACUGCCCCGGAGCACCUGCGCCAAGCCAGCAUCUCGCAGAAAGGAGACGUGUACAGCUAUGGGAUCAUCGCCCAGGAGAUCAUCCUGCGGAGAGAAACCUUCUACACGCUCAGCUGUCGGGACCAGAAGGAGAAGAUUUUCAGAGUGGAGUAUUCCAACGGAGUGAAACCCUUCCGCCCUGAUCUGUUCCUGGAAACAGCAGAGGAAAAAGAGCUGGAAGUCUAUCUGCUUGUCAAAAACUGCUGGGAGGAAGAUCCAGAAAAGAGGCCAGACUUCAAGAAAAUCGAGAAUACACUGGCCAAGAUAUUUGGCCUUUUCCAUGACCAAAAAAAUGAAACUUACAUGGAUACCUUGAUCCGACGUCUGCAGCUAUAUUCCCGAAACCUGGAACAUCUGGUGGAAGAAAGGACACAGCUGUACAAGGCAGAGAGGGACAGGGCUGACAGGCUUAAUUUCAUGUUGCUCCCAAGGCUGGUGGUCAAGUCUCUGAAGGAGAAAGGCAUCGUGGAGCCUGAACUAUACGAGGAAGUUACAAUCUACUUCAGUGACAUUGUGGGGUUCACCACCAUCUGCAAGUAUAGCACCCCCAUGGAAGUGGUGGACAUGCUCAAUGACAUCUAUAAGAAUUUUGACCACAUUCUCGAUCACCACGACGUGUACAAGGUGGAAACCAUUGGUGAUGCCUACAUGGUGGCUAGUGGUUUGCCUAAGAGAAAUGGCAACCGACAUGCAAUUGACAUCGCCAAGAUGGCUUUGGACAUCCUCAGCUUCAUGGGGACCUUUGAGCUAGAGCAUCUUCCCGGCCUCCCAAUAUGGAUUCGCAUUGGAAUUCACUCUGGUCCCUGUGCUGCCGGAGUUGUGGGCAUCAAGAUGCCCCGUUAUUGCCUGUUCGGAGAUACAGUCAACACAGCCUCGCGGAUGGAAUCCACUGGCCUCCCCUUGAGAAUUCAUGUGAGCGGCUCCACGAUAUCCAUCCUGAAGAGAACGGAGUGCCAGUUCCUGUAUGAAGUGAGAGGGGAGACGUACUUAAAGGGAAGAGGAACUGAGACCACCUACUGGCUGACCGGGGGGAAGGACCAGGAGUACAACCUGCCAACCCCUCCAACCGCUUUGAUGGCAGCAGCGGGACUGAGGGAGACUUUCGACAGCUUCAAAGACAAGGAGAAACACAGGAGUGGUACCCUGUGACCUGUUUGAGUUCACUGUCUUUCUCACCGUUCCCAAGGCCCACGGAGUUUCCUGAUGGUUAUUGCUGAAGGGCGUCUUGAGAUCACAAUAAGAACCACAACAAUAACAUUGGUUAUUGAUAGGCUGAGACCAGCACACGACAAGGUCACUAAGAUAGAUGAAACCUCUGUGGACAAUGAAGGACGAGAACAGAAACUUGAGGUCCCCUGCCUAUAGAGGCGGGAAGCAGGAGGUCAAUGAAAAUGAGCGAAAGAAAAUAAGAGGUGGCCUCAUAAACACCAAAAAAGGAGGAUGUUUGAAAAUAGGGACCUGUCACCUGAGCCAGACACUGCAGGGGGCAAAUCGAAUCCAGAUUUACAUUAAACAAUCAAUGGUAUGGCAAUGAGUAGUAGACUUGGGAACUUCAAGAAGUUCCUGGAGAAUGGGGGAAGGGCUCACUCUCAGAUCAGAAAAGACUCCUGCCUGCCCUGAGACCUUGGUGUAUCCUUAAAAUCAUAAUUUAAGUUUUAGCAAAGAAUUCCUCCUACAGAAUGCAUGCCGACAAAGAGAAUUACAAAGCCGUGCUGCAGUGCUGGGUCUUUGGGACCGUCUGCUGACGUCCUCCCCUUUGCUCUAGACUUUGUGCCUCAGAGAAACCCCUAAUGACUACAUGUCAUGGAUAUUUGGGACCUGUCUUUGAUCAUUUAAACUAUGAUUACUGAAUCCACAAAUGGCGGAGGUCUUCUGUAUAUCAAAGGAAACCACUCUGGAGCCUCCUGAUUAAGAUCUAACAAGGGUUGGGUAAAGGCUUUUGCUACAAGCCCAACAAAUCUACCUGAGUCAGUGGUUCUUGGUCUUUAAUUAGAUUCCCAAGCCUUACUGUAGCAAUUCUGAUGUCAUAGAGACCAGGACUCUGUAUUUUUGAUAAGGAUCUCAGGGGAUUGUGAUGCUGGUGGUUGUUAGAACUGGUAUUUGUGAUAUAAUCAGAACUUUCCUAAUGUUUAUUAUUUUUUAAAAAAUGAUGCCCUGGGAGUUGUGUCUAAGUUUCUGUUUUCUUGCUACAAUUUCAAUCUUAGACUAGUGAUCAUUCUUUCCUAUGUCCUGUAGAGUUCUCUCUCUCUUUUUUUUUUUUAUACAAGGAACUGGAUUGUUUUAACUUGGCUCCAAAACCAAGGAGAGGAUUUUGAAGGAGGACACAGGGUGGCCCUGAGGACAAGGGAAAAAUCUUAGGUAUGAGCUCAAAGAUGCGUCUCUCAAGCAUGCAUGCCAUCAGCUCAGGGUCUAGCCCUUUCACCUAGCUCCCCUUGACUACCCAGUCGCCUGCCUCAUAACCAGGAUGAGGAUCCUCUGGACUAACCCCAGGUAUGAGGGCCCCGAAGGGCCAGAGCAGGAUUUACUCCACUGUCACACAGCCCUUUUCGACUUGGGUUCAUCAUCUAAACCACAGGAUGCAGAAAAUUAUUUGAGUGACUAUUUUCUUAAUUCCCCCAAAGAUGGUACAUAACUAACUCCGUUCUAGAUGCAUGAGAGAGGUUAACUCAUUACAUACAAAGGACGUCUUUGGCCCUUUAGGGCUAGAUUUUCUCAAGGAAUCCUGCUGAAAAAGUCUGGAAGAUAUCUGGGAUACAACCAUACUCACUCACCCUUGUUAGGCUUCUACACUCCUUAGAAGUGAGUCCUAAGAGAACACUUACCCCGACCCUGGCUCCCGGUGGAAAACUUCAACAGUCACUUAAUUGUUAUACAACUUCUAAUUGAAAUCAAACCAAUGUCUGUAAAUUGGCCCUUAUAUUAAAAUCCUUUUUUUUUUUUUUGGCCAUGCCACGCAGCAUGGGGGAUCUUAGUUCCCCUACCAGGGAUAGCACCUGUGACCCCUGCAGUGGAAGCGCAGAGUCUUAACCACCGCCAGGGAAGUCCCUAAAAGUCAUUUUUAAUUUGGCAAAGCAAUAUAUACUAGGUUCCAUUCCAUACAUAAAUAUAAAUAAUGUUGAAAAUGAAAUUGAUGUGGCCUACUUUAAAUGCCUUAGUAUACAUUGGAAGCUCCACCCCACAAGUUUGCUGAGAGAAACAUGCAUUAUAAAAGGCCGCAUCCCACAAGUUGUGAGAAGUAGCAUUUUCAGUAUCACGGAGUUCUAAGUAUUGUCAAAGUUCCCUUAUGAUUUCUUCUGUCAUCCAUGAAUUAUUUAAAUGUGUAUUUUAAAAUUUUUUUAAUGUUUGAGGGAGGUUUUUGUUACCUUUGUGUUAUUGAUUCUGAUUUAAUUUUAUUGUGAUCUAUUAAUUCUUUGUAAGUUGUGGAUACUUGCUUGAUAGCCUAGAACGUGUUCGAUUUCCAUAAAUGACUCUAGUGUGCUCGAAAAAUAAUGUGUGCAUUCUUUAUGCAAGAUAAAUAUUUUUGUUGCUGGCUCUGCCAACAGGAGGGGCAUUUAAAACUCCUACUAAAAAUAGUCCCUUCCUGUUUUUCAGUCCAAAUGGAAAAGAAAUUCCUUUCUGUGCAGCAGCAUGGCCCUUUCUACAUGCUUUUAAAUACACCCCUUUCCACUACCCUUCUUAGUGUUCCCUAUGGUCUUAACCUGUUCACAUCCAACACCAUCCAAGCUGCACUACUAUUAGCCGUUCCAGUGAAUGUGGGAGACAUUCAGUCUUUUUUAUCUCAUGCUACUUUUUUCUAACUUUCUAUUUCUUUAUUGCAUGAGUAGCACAUUUUUAUUCUAGAAAAUUUUGAAAUCACAGAUAAAGCAAAAAGAAAAUAAAGGACACCCAUGUUUUCACAUAGGUUUCUUUAUAUAGGAAAACCACUCCUAAUAUUUUAUAUAUACAUCCAUACUUAUGCAUCCACACUUAAUUAUUUUAUGUAAAUGGAUAAUAUGCAUAAUACUCUGAAUUUAUGUUAAUAUGAUUUAUCUAGCUCUCAAAGGUUCAGAGAUAUCCCACUUUCACAGCCAACGUGGCACUAAUAAUUUGGCAGGUAUAUGUUCCCUUGCUAAUUUCUUUCCCCUGAUGUCUCAACAUGACCUCAGCUUAUGAUGCUGCCUCAGCAGGUGGUAUUUGUGUCUAUUCCAAAAUACAUUCUGGUUAGAUGCUUAUCUGCCUAAGACCUACCCCUGUUUCCCGAGAUCUCAUCUUUCAAAUAACCGCAAUCAUGAGAAUUUUUAGAUCUAAGAAAUCACACAGAUUGAGGUUUUGAAGAAUCAGAACAGGAAAUUGAGUCCAUGUUCUGAACCAGGCAGCCGCCCACUCUAGCUAAUUCUUUUUGUUCUGACUUCAGGAGCUCAAGACAACUGCUUAGCCUGCCUAUAUGGAGCAUGUGUACCAGUCACGACAACAUGGGUAUUUCAGUUUGCACGAAUUUCCUAUCUCUUAUUAUAAAUGAAUGCAUUGUAGCUUUUACUUUCAUC